Messenger RNA from Penicillium manginii, 795 nucleotides. RefSeq lists its product as uncharacterized. The record is from RefSeq and is a predicted model, not a curated record. Bases 1 to 795 code for a protein of 264 amino acids. Lineage: Eukaryota; Fungi; Ascomycota; Eurotiomycetes; Eurotiales; Aspergillaceae. The transcript has a single exon.
AUGGAUUCUAUGAGAUCGUUGAACACCUCCUUGCCGAGCUCCACACCCCGCCCUCAGCCGCCAGAGCAACUCCUCCAGUCUUUCAAGGCCGCUGCUUUAUCUGUCACCAAUCUUUAUAAGAAUGCAGUGUAUGAACAAGCACAAGCGAAGCAAGCGGGAUAUCAAGAGGCCAUAGAGGAUCUACUACACUUCCUCGACCGCGAGAACCUCGGCCUCGGCGAUGGUGAGGGGUGGAAGGUCCGACAAUGGGCAACCGAGAAGUGUGAUGGAACUGCGUCCCAAACAGGUGAUGAGGAGGAGCGAGGCGACACCGAAAAACGUGAUCGAAGCUCAACGCCCACAACUGCCCGCAAAGAACCUCCGACAUCUGAAGCUCCCACCCGACAGCCGCCUGCCUCCGCACCUCCUUCAACCCCUCGUCCGGAAACCGCAGCCGCUACGCCUCAACCCCAACCUCAAGAGCCUGUCAACACCUCUCCUGCUGUUUUCACCUUCACAGCCGGACCGACAUUCCCGCAAUACCAAGAUCUCGAUAUGGACACCCCCUCAUCAGACAACUCUACCCCGCCGUCACAGGAUGGCGCGCCUAUCAAUUUAUCUAUGAUGCCACGCAACUCCCGCCAAUCCCAUCGUCACAAUAAUUUACCCCGAGCGAAUGCACGAUCAACUACAAGAGAGUCACCGGCCACUUUGGGAUCAAAGCGAAAGUUUACAGUCCCGGAUUUCUUUGACUUGUCCGGAAUGGCGAAUGGGAAGGAUGCGUUUGGCGGAGGCAAACGUGGACGGUUUAAUUAA